Molecule: messenger RNA, 669 nt
Organism: Brugia malayi
Lineage: Eukaryota; Metazoa; Nematoda; Chromadorea; Rhabditida; Onchocercidae
Exons: 4
Coding region: 1-669 (222 amino acids)
Source: RefSeq, a predicted model, not a curated record
AUGUUGCAAGAAAAAGAAGAACGAAAAGUGGAUGACGCUAUCCAUGACCUUCAUGUAUUGUAUAUGAAAUAUUUUUCAUUGGUUGAUCCAUGGCAACCAUCAUUAAAUCGUACAAAUCAACGAACUCAGUUACUUCAACGUAUGGCAACUGCUGUUGAUGAAAUUUUGAAUGCUAACAAAAGGCCAAAUUGGUUACAUCCAGCAAUGUUUCAUGGACCAUUAACAUCAGCAAUUUGUUCUUUGCCACCAAUUCCUGACAGCAAUGCGAUAUUAAUGCCACCAAUAGUUGACCCACGUGAAGUAUAUUGGUCAAAAUUUAGCAUUUGCAAUCAUUCUCGUCCUUUGGAACAGAAACCAUUUAUUGUUUCAUUACAGUAUUAUUCACCACAUUCAUUGCAAAAGUUACCAAAUAAUUUUAACUUCUCAUCGUCAUCCUCUACCUCUCCUCUAAUCAGUGAUUCAUUAACAAUUUCUGUCAAAAAGAACGCUUUACCACGUGUAGGCGCUCUACCGAAUGAUAAAUUCCGUGAUGCGAAACAAAUUGAAAUUGAACUAUUUGUUGGGAAAAUUUUACGCGCACGUGGCUUACAAUUUAAUCGUACCAAUGAUGAAAGCAUACCAAAGAAAUACCUUUAUCAAUUACCAUCAACUAAUCCAACUUAUGAAUGA